Hyaloscypha bicolor E is the source of this 960-nucleotide messenger RNA. RefSeq lists its product as uncharacterized. The transcript has a single exon. The record is from RefSeq and is a predicted model, not a curated record. Lineage: Eukaryota; Fungi; Ascomycota; Leotiomycetes; Helotiales; Hyaloscyphaceae. Bases 198 to 794 code for a protein of 198 amino acids.
GAACAUCUCCGCGCUAGAACCGACAUCGAAAUCGCAUUAAUAAUGACCGACCCGCGAGUCGUCAGACGAGAUCACUUCCGAUUGGCAAUGUACCUUUCUUCUUCCUCUCUGCAUCCUUCUGUAGCAGCGACAAAAAGACGACAAGGAUCUUACUUUACAUUAUUGUCGGGGCUCUACGACCCCUUAUAGCACGUGAGAUGAAAACUGUACUCAACCUUGCCAUUUCCCCAGGAGCUCGAUCGAUCGAAGACCUCAAACUUCAACCUGACGAGGUGUUCCAGAACCGGGUUAGGACUCUCUGCGGCCUUUUUGUGACAAUCGUCGAAAAUAGAAUCUUUCUUUUUCAUCAAACUGCGAGUGAGUUUCUCAUUGCCCAGGAUGAUGCCUCUCAAUAUAAAGGAAGAUCAGUUCCAUACCCUGAUCAGUGGCAGCACUCUUUUCCCCCAAGGAUAUCUCAUGGUCUCUGCGCUCAGAUCUGUACAUCGUUUUUGAUGUUUGAUACCUUUAGGGACAGAUUCCCUAACUUCGGCAACCAGGAAUUUGAUUACGAAGGGAUAUGGAAACCAUCCUUAAGGAAAAGUUUGCUUCAGAGAGCGACUAGCUUUUAUACAACUGAAAGUGUUUUCUUGGAGUAUGCCAUGAAAAGUGGGAUCGAACAUCUCGUCGCUAGUCGCCAGGUGGACACUAAACCUUCCGGAUCUAUGAAGGUAGCAGUGAUUGACGACGGAAUCGAUCCACGCCAAGAGGACCUAACUGGCAAGAUCAUCAUUUUGCUAGCACCCGAAAUUCCCUAGUCGCAUAAGUGCAUACUUUGUCCUGCGGGCCACCAUAGGACAAUGAUAGCAAGGCUAAUUUGUCGUUUGUGCCCGAACGUGAAGUUAUAUAUAGCAAGGAUACAGGAAUCAAAUGGGAAGAGACUUAUUACUAGACAGUCCGCUACGCAGGUAUGUGCAUACAAAG